Tarenaya hassleriana is the source of this 2938-nucleotide messenger RNA. RefSeq names its product ribonuclease II, chloroplastic/mitochondrial. Lineage: Eukaryota; Viridiplantae; Streptophyta; Magnoliopsida; Brassicales; Cleomaceae. Gene Ontology annotation, cellular component: P-body; exosome (RNase complex). Gene Ontology annotation, molecular function: 3'-5'-RNA exonuclease activity; RNA binding. The coding region runs from base 162 to 2576 and encodes 804 amino acids. The transcript has 15 exons. Gene Ontology annotation, biological process: mRNA catabolic process. The record is from RefSeq and is a predicted model, not a curated record.
CCAUUCCAUUACCACCCGCUCCAUUUUAUACCCUCCUCUCUCACCACAUGAACAUUCGAGCAAGUCCUCUUCACUUCAGAUAUCGCUCGGAUCCCUCCUUCCUCCUCCUCUCGGUCGAACCCUAGCGUUCGGUGGCGUCUUCACCAAGCUUGGAAAUCGCGAUGAUGGCGGCGAGGGCCGUCAAUGGUUGCUCCAUCCUCCGCUCCGCCACUUGCGGCGGCGGUCCUCCCGCCUUCGCCUUUUGCCGCCGUUUCCACCGUCUUAGAGCGUCCCCGGUCCGGGAAUUCUCUAAAUUAGGGUUUCGGUUUCGGAUCCUUUGGUCGGAGCGGCGGUUAUCCGGACGUCCCGGCGAUGCCGAUGCUCCGACCUGCUCGUAUUCUAUCCACAGUUUGGUCGAUAGCGUCAUGGAAGAGCUCGAAGCCGUUCGCAAGCGCAGAAGCAGUCGAAGCGUUCGCGCCAAUGUCAAGGUUAAAUUAACAAGCACCGGGGAGCUUCUGGAGGAUAAGCUAGCAAACCAGGAACUACAGGCAGGAUUCCUUCUCGAGUUCAAGAAGGACGCUGAUAGGGUAUUGCUGGCAGUUGCUCAUAGACCCGAUGGCAAGAAGAAUUGGAUGGUCUUCGAUCAGAAUGGUGCUACAUCUUCCAUCAAACCGCAGCAGAUUACUUAUAUCGUUCCUGGUGUUGAGAAGUUCAAUCAUACAGAAAUUACAGAUUUUAUGCAGAGAGCUCAAGAUAACCUGGACCCUGCAUUACUCGAGUUUGCUUGGAUCGAAUUACUUGAGAAGAACAAGCCUGUGACCCCAGAAGAGUUAGCAGAGAUGAUAUUUGGUUGUUCAGAUCCUCUCGAAAGCUACUGUUCUCAUAUUUUGUUAUCGAAGGAUGAAAUAUAUUUCACAGUCCUUGAGUCAAAAGGUUGCCGAUCAAUAUACGGGCCUCGGCCUAAUGAACAGGUAGAAGAACUUCUACGAAGGAAACUUGUAAAGGAGGCGGAAGAGAAAAAGUUCCAGGAGUUUGUCCAAUUGCUGAAGUCUGCUAAAGAGAUGCCUAGCCAUGCCAAACCUCCCAAAUCUUCAUGGCUAGCUGAGGAUAGCAUACAAGACAGGAUUGAUUCUCUUGAAGCAUAUGCCAUCGAUGCAUGGGUUACCAGUGACCAGAAGAAAGCUGCUGGAGCAAUUCUAAAAGCCAUGGGAUUGCAGAAAACAGCUGCCUCUGCGCUAAAUCUCCUCAUAGAUAUUGGAUAUUUCCCUGUACAUGUGAAUCUUGAACUGCUCAAGUUGAAUCUGCGAACUCACCACUCAGAAGAAAUCGUCGAAGCUGCUGAAAUUCUUCUUUCAGAGUCACAUGAUCUUGAUGAAGUGAGCAGAAUAGAUCUUACACACUUGAAGGUUUAUGCAAUUGAUGUUGAUGAGGCUGAUGAGCUUGAUGAUGCCCUGAGUGCGUCAAGAUUACAGGAUGGACGAAUUAAAGUCUGGAUACAUGUUGCUGAUCCUGCUAGAUUUGUUAAACCAGGGAGCAAGGUGGACAGGGAGGCGAGGAAAAGAGGAACCUCCAUCUUUCUUCCUACUGCUACUUAUCCCAUGUUUCCGGAGAGACUUGCGAUGGAAGGAAUGAGUUUAAGACAAGGAGAAAUUUGCAACGCGGUUACUGUAUCUGUUGUCCUCCGUUCUGAUGGCAGUAUUGCAGAAUACUCGGUGGAUAAUUCAUUCAUUAAGCCUACCUAUAUGCUGACAUAUGAAAGUGCAACUGAGCUACUUCACUUGAACCUGGAAGAGGAGGCUGAGCUGAAGAUUUUGUCUGAGGCAGCUGUCCUCCGCUCUCAAUGGCGUAGGGGACAGGGUGCAGUGGACACAGCUACAUUAGAAACCCGUGUCAAAGUGGUGAAUCCCGAGGAUCCAGAGCCUUUGAUUAACCUUUACGUGGAAAAUCAGGCAGAGCCUGCCAUGCGACUCGUCUCAGAAAUGAUGGUUCUUUGCGGAGAGGCUGUAGCCACGUUUGGCUCGCAGCAUAAUAUUCCGUUGCCAUAUAGAGGACAGCCACAGUCGAAUAUCGAUGUAUCUGCAUUUGGGCAUCUUCCGGAGGGACCUGUACGUAGCUCAGCUAUCGUCAAAGUAAUGCGUGCAGCAGAAAUGAAUUUCAGAAGUCCUGUACGCCAUGGAGUGCUCGGUCUUCCUGGUUACGUUCAGUUCACGUCUCCCAUCCGUAGAUAUAUGGAUCUUACUGCACACUAUCAGAUAAAGGCCUUUCUUCGAGGCGAGGAUUUCCCGUUCUCAGCUGGUGAGCUAGAAGGGAUAGCAUCGACGGUAAACAUGCAAAGCAGAGUUGUGAGGAGACUCUGCAACAGCAGUCUACGCUAUUGGGUGAUAGAACUUUUGAGAAGGCAAAGGAAGGAUAAAAGAUAUACAGCGUUGAUCCUGAGAUUCAUCAAAGACCGGAUAGCAGCCCUUUUAUUGGUUGAGGUGGGUGUCCAAGCAUCUGGGUGGGUGUCAGAAGGGAAGCAGGUGGGGGAUGAGGUACAAGUCCGGGUAGAAGAAGCUCAUCCUCGAGAAGAUGUUAUUCUGCUCAAAGAGGUGGUCUAAUUCCUGAGAACUCUGUCUGUAUUUUCCUUGUUUGUACAAAUCGAUCCACCAUCAAGCUGGCUUUUUUUCAUCAAGGAGACACCAAGACAGAGCUUAAGUGGUGGUGCGAGUGAUACUUCUUGAUGCCCUUUGGCCCACAAGCAGUAGAGAUGGCAAAAAAAAAAAAAAAAGGAAAAAGGAUUGCCACAAGGGGGACCCUGAGGCAAUCUCAUACACGGUAACAGAGCUUCUUUAUUUUUGUAAUGUUACGGAUAAAUAUAGGUACAUCUAUACUGCUCUCAAAAUGCUCAUAGCAUCGCUGAUAUUAUGUUACGUUGUUGGAUGGAUUUGGGAAUUUUACUUGCUGGUUCAGUGUUGUUGGA